UGCGACUGAAGAGAAUAAUUUGGCCAGCUAGAUUCCGGAAAGAUAACAGGACACCUAAGUACUUUGGACCGGCGCGGAAAGAGGAGGCCUGACCUUGGAAGCGGAACGGGGUCCUGCGGCGGGUCCUUCCGGGGGGUGACAUUCAGCGGCCGUCCGGGGCGACGGACCUUCCAGCUUAGAACUAUGGCCCAGUUUGUCCGUAACCUCGCGGAGAAGGCCCCGGCGCUGGUGAACGCUGCUGUGACUUACUCAAAGCCUCGACUGGCCACAUUUUGGCACUAUGCCAAGGUUGAGCUGGUUCCUCCAACCCCUGCUGAGAUCCCUACAGCUAUUCAGAGCCUGAAAAAAAUAGUCAAGAGUGCUCAAACUGGUAGCUUCAAACAGCUCACAGUUAAGGAAGCUCUGCUGAAUGGUUUGGUGGCCACCGAGGUGUGGAUGUGGUUUUAUGUCGGCGAGAUCAUAGGCAAGCGUGGCCUCAUUGGCUAUAAUGUUUGAAGACCAAUCUUUAACAUCUGUUUAUAUGUGGCUUAUUAUCUGAGUGUUCUUGGACCAUGUGUGAUCAGACUGGUAUUUGAAUAAAAGAAGAUAAUGUAUCAAAAUCAAUGUUUUCUCUAUCAGAUGCUACAUGGAUCACAGUUUCUCUUGAUAAUAAGAUGAGUUGUCUUCCUUUAAUACAUUAAUAAAGCUCUAAGGGCAUGUCUUUUGCUUAGCCUAAAAUUGGAGAGGAUAUAUGUGAAUAUACCAGUCUGGCAAAUACAUUCAUGAGGAUAACAUUCUAAUUUGAAGAUUUGAAAUACAUGAUAAAUUUAUUUGAUUUCCAGAAUAGUCAGGAGAAAGGUCUUAGGAAAACUAGGACUUGCUACAGUAGGAAAAAUAGUAAUACCACAUGCCAAAUUGAUACAGUUAAAUCAUGUCCAUAAUAUAAAGAAUGAAAUUUGGAUGGUUUCUUUUUGCUAGAAUCAGAGAUAGACUUUGAUAACACCUGCAUUUACAAAUGUUAGAGUACUUGGUGGUAUUCUAAGUAAGUAUCUUUAUACCAUCUUUAACACCAGGACAGAGCUACUGAGAGCCACCACCUCCUUUUUAAAUAUAAUUUUGAUGUGUGUGAUAUUAUUAAUCUAUUCAGUGCAUGAUUUUUGGAGCCUGUCUUUACAAAAAUAAAAUACUCUAUGGAUAUUUAAAUAGUUAUAAAUUUAGUAUCCUCCAUGGUUCUAACGAGUACCAUUAUGUCCUGAAAUAAAUAGAAAUGCUUGCUCUCA
Molecule: messenger RNA, 1259 nt
Organism: Zalophus californianus (California sea lion)
Lineage: Eukaryota; Metazoa; Chordata; Mammalia; Carnivora; Otariidae
Gene: ATP5MG
Product: ATP synthase membrane subunit g
Exons: 3
Coding region: 184-495 (103 amino acids)
Biological process (GO): proton motive force-driven ATP synthesis
Molecular function (GO): proton transmembrane transporter activity
Source: RefSeq, a predicted model, not a curated record